UUCAACGUCAACGUCAUGCUCGACUUUGUGAUUGAACAAAUAGCGUUCGACAGAAUUAUAGCGGCAGUAGCUGUCGUUGUGUCAUUGGCAUUCAUACGAUCAUACGCUGGCGGUGUCAAGAAUGAUCAUAGAAGGGAUUUACAUCAACGUACUGUCAUUCUAGCCGGCCUCCCUUCGUCUGUAUUGACGUGUACACUACCAACAUUAGCAGAAACUGGUGCAACUAUCAUAAUUUUACAUCCUCGACCAUUAGAAUUAGUAGCUAUUAUCAACGCAAUUAGAUUGAGAUUCACAGACGCUGAAAUAUUCGCCGAGAAGUGUGAUCUCAAUGACGUAGAAUCCGUCAAGGAAUUCUCAGACAACUGGAACAAAUCUGAACGUACGCCAACUGGACCAAGUAACACGAUUGAGAGUGGUCAAAUAAGAAGAAUCGAUGGCGUUAUCUUCUCAACUGAUUAUGAAGAUGGUGUUGUAAUAACACCUAAUCAGGAAAAGAGGGAUGCAGCAGCACACUUGUUGUUAUUAUCAUUGAUACCUGCUAUAGCGCAUAGUCCAAAUUCACGUGAUAUACGCGUGAUUAGAUUGGUACAGCCUUUCUAUACCGCCGGGACACUCAAAGUUGUCAAUAGUAAGAUGACCAAUAUAAACUUGGCCGGUAUCCAAGCUCUCAGGGGAAUAGCGCUCAGUAGAUACCUUCAAAGUGAAAUUGAUAGUGCCAAAUCUCAAAAUGUCGUACCAGAAGUUGACAAAACUCGGAUCGAAAAGUCAAACGUAAGUUGUUUAACCGUUUGCCCUGGAUUUGUUAGGGAAGCGACAGUUUGGCCAUUAUUCAGUCAAUAUGGAAUAAUUGGAAAGUUACUCUACUUUUUACUUCUUCCGGUAAUUUAUUUAAUCACAAAGUCGGCAUCGGAAGGCUCAGAAGUUAUAACUUACGCUCUGAUGAAGGAGAAACCAGGGAAGGGGAUGUUGUAUAGAGACAACAAGUUAGUUGGACUACCAAAAGAACUGCAAAUUGAGUUAUCUAAUAUAGACAAUUUAAAGUCGACGUGGAUGUACUUUGAAAGUAAAUUAAAAAAUAAAUAAAGUUGUAAAAAUUCUCACUUUAAUUAAUCGCUCCCUCUAGUGCAUCAUCAACCAAAGCUGGCGAAAUGGGUCUAUGCUCGUCGAAGCAAGAUAAAAAUGGUAAACAACGCUCGCUAGAGAUAGAUAAGCAAUUAGAGGAUGACGCUAAAAAGAUGCGUAGAGAUUGUAAGAUACUGCUACUUGGGUCUGGUGAAUCUGGGAAAUCAACGAUAGUUAAGCAAAUGAAGAUUAUACAUCAAAACGGUUACUCUAAGGAGGAAUUAAUUGGCUUUAGAUUGAUCGUAUUCAAAAAUGUAGUCGAUUCCGCUCAAUCCGUCGUUUUGGCUCUUAGGAAACUAUCUAUGGAGCCAAUAUCAAAUACAAAUCAGCAUUACGCGGAUUAUAUUUUAGGUUUUAGACUGGAUCUAGAACCUGGAAUGACGCUCAACAAGGAACUCGUAAACGCUAUUGAUAGCCUCUGGAACGAUCCUAUUAUACCCAAAUUACUCGAUAGAUCAUCAGAGUGGUACUUGAUGGACUCAGCUCCCUACUUUUUCCAAAAUGUUCACAGGAUUGGUAAUCAAGAUUACAUCCCAAAUGAGAAUGACGUUUUGAGAGCGAGAAUUAAGACUACUGGUAUAACAGAGACGAGGUUCACUAUGGGUCAGCUAUCUAUACAUAUGUUUGAUGUGGGCGGUCAACGCUCCGAGCGUAAAAAGUGGAUACACUGCUUUGAAGCUGUUACGUCAAUCAUUUUCUGCGUUGCAAUAUCCGAAUAUGAUCAAACUUUGCUAGAAGAGAGUGGUCAGAAUAGAAUGCAAGAAAGUUUAGUUUUAUUCGAAUCAGUUAUUAACUCGAGGUGGUUCUUGAGGACAUCAAUUAUUCUCUUUAUGAAUAAAGUCGAUGUAUUUAGAGUUAAAAUUACAAAAGUACCAUUAGAGAAAUACUUCCCAGAGUAUUCAGGUGGCGCUGAACUUAAUAAAGCAGCUAAGUAUAUCCUAUGGAGAUUCACACAAACAAAUCGGGCGAGACUAUCAAUUUACCCUCACUUAACACAAGCUACGGAUACUUCUAAUAUUCGAUUAGUUUUCGCGGCAGUUAAAGAGACCAUUCUACAAAACGCUUUACGAGAUUCAGGUAUAUUAUAAUAUUGUUAAAUUGCAUACUAAUAAAACCUUAAAAUAACACAAUACUUACUCAACAAACCCUCAAAACAAGAACAAGAACAAGAUUUAAUAAGUCUACUGCAUUAUUACGCAUUUUCGCUCAUUCAAUUAUGUACAAAUGAUU
Molecule: messenger RNA, 2352 nt
Organism: Wallemia mellicola CBS 633.66
Lineage: Eukaryota; Fungi; Basidiomycota; Wallemiomycetes; Wallemiales; Wallemiaceae
Exons: 4
Coding region: 16-1083 (355 amino acids)
Source: RefSeq, a predicted model, not a curated record